Molecule: messenger RNA, 1485 nt
Organism: Mustela lutreola (European mink)
Lineage: Eukaryota; Metazoa; Chordata; Mammalia; Carnivora; Mustelidae
Product: glutathione S-transferase theta-4
Exons: 5
Coding region: 650-1375 (241 amino acids)
Biological process (GO): glutathione metabolic process
Cellular component (GO): cytoplasm
Molecular function (GO): glutathione transferase activity
Source: RefSeq, a predicted model, not a curated record
GAGUUGCCAGGUGGCCACUGCCAGUCCCAAGCCAGGCCUGAAGUUUCUGGGCUGCUCUGCCUGGCUGGUUGACCCCUGAUACUCCUGUGACAUUGUCCCCGGGGCCCUGACUUUUUGCCAGGCUCCUGCUUCUUUUCCUCCCCACACUUUUCUAACUGCAGUUCAGGCUAGACUGACCUACGCAUACCCCCGAGCAUGCUUCUGAAACCCUCCAUGGUUCGUUCUUAUUGCCCUGUUCUCAUUCUGGACUCUACAGAACCCCUUGGGUCGUGUUCUGCAAUGAAGUUCUAAUCCUGAGAAUUCCCAAGUGUAAGUCCUUCUCAGAAAUGGGCCACACGCACACACAUGCACCUAGAGGGGAGGGAAGGGCAGGGCUGCAGGGGGCCCCCGCCUUCUGCCCCUGAGCGGGGGACCUCUACCUAGUCUGCCCCUGAGUUUCCCCAGAAUCUUUGCUGCUGUGAGAAUUCCGGGAUUCCUGGCCUCAUGACAACACCAAGUGAAACAAUAAGUUCCAGAACACGGGGUCAUGGGCCUGAGUUGGAGACGACUGAAGGGUACAGGGCCAAGGCCAAGGACUCAGGCUACAUAUAGGCUCAGGUUCAGAGCCUGGUAGCUGUGGCUGGUGGGGGUGUCCACCGUAUGGUUCAGCAUGGGCCUAGAGCUCUAUCUGGACCUGCUGUCAGCAUCUUGCCGUGCUGUCUAUAUCUUUGCUAGGAAAAAUAGCAUCCCCUUCGACUUCCAGUUUGUGGAUCUGCUAAAAGGUCACCACCACAGCAAGGAAUACAUAGCAAUCAACCCCUUGAAGAAGUUACCCAGCCUCAAAGAUGGAAAAUUUGUCUUAUCUGAAAGUGUGGCCAUCCUUUUCUACCUGUGCCGCAAGUACAGCACACCCUCGCACUGGUACCCACCAGACCUGCACACACGUGCCCGCGUAGAUGAGUUCAUGGCCUGGCAGCACACUGCCAUUCAGCUGCCCAUGACCAAGAUCCUCUGGAUCAAGAUGCUGAUUCCAAUGAUCACAGGCGAGGAGGUUCCAGCCGAGAAGACAGAGCAGAUGCUGGCCGAGGUGAAGAACAGCAUGCAGCUCUUUGAGGAGAAGUUUCUGCAGGACAAGAUGUUCAUCACCGGGGACCACAUCUCACUGGCUGACCUGGUGGCCCUGGUGGAGAUGAUGCAGCCCAUGGGAAGCCAGUAUAACGUCUUCCUCUGUAGCUCCAAGAUAGCUGAGUGGCGCAUGAGGGUGGAGCUGGCUAUUGGCUCUGGCCUCUUCUGGGAGGCCCAUGACCGGCUGAUGAAGUUGGCAGAGUGGGACUGUUCAACACUGGAUCCAAUGGUCAAGGAGAAGAUCUGCGAGUUGCUGCAGAAGUUCAAGUAGAAGCAGCCCAUCCUGCAGGGCCCGGCUGGCUCAGCCCUUUUGAGCUGCCUUCCUUAGAGGAGGUAUUAAAAACAACCUCAUUUCUUUGCUGAAUAAAGUACUAUAACAAC